AUGCUCAUCGAUGACCAAGGAAGAAGACUUGAAUCCUUUGAUGAAAUGGCUACUGAAGUGACUGAGUUUUUCUCUGGUCUUUUAGGUAAUGCGGAUCCCGGGGUAAAAAACUGUGACCAUAAUCUUCUGAAAGAUCUGAUGCAAUUUAAUUUGCCUCCAUAUUAUUCAUCUAACCUUGUAAAGGCAGUAACUGAUGAAGAAAUCAAAGAGGCCAAUUUCAACCAAGGAAAUGAAAAAGCUCUAGGUCCUGAUGGAUUCACUCCAUACUUUUUCAAAAAAUUGUGGUCUGUGGUUGAAGAAGACGUAAUAAAAGCUAUUAAAUACUUCUUUCAAGAGACUUUCAUCCUUCCAGCCUUCAAUGCUACUACCAUUGUGUUGGUUCCAAAAGUCCCUAAUCCCAACAAGGUUAGAGAGUUUCGACCUAUUUUCUGUUGCUCUGUUAUAUACAAGACAAUUACAAAGAUCCUAGUCAAAAGGUUGACAACUCUACUUCCAGGAAUAAUCUCUCGCAACCAGUUAGCUUUUGUAAAAGGAAGAAAUAUUGUUGACAACACCCUACUUGCUCAAGAACUGGGAGCAAGGGGAAUAAGACAAUGUGACCAUAUUUCUCCAAUCUUAUUUGUUCUUGCAAUGAAUGUGCUCUCCAUAAUCCUCAACUUGGCUGCUGCCAGAGGUUUGUUUAGGUACCUUCCUAAAUGCAAGAAGAUCGGACUCACUCACAUUUCCUUUAUAGACGACCUACUUAUCUUCUGUAAAGGAAACAUUGAAUCAAUUACUAGAAUCAUUAGUGCCCUGGAUCAAUUCUAUGAAUUGUCUGGUCUAAAACUUAAUGCUGCCAAAUGCGAACUAUAUACUGCUGGAAUCUCUUUCAGGAAUCUUGAGCAUAUUUUAUAA
Molecule: messenger RNA, 894 nt
Organism: Hibiscus syriacus
Lineage: Eukaryota; Viridiplantae; Streptophyta; Magnoliopsida; Malvales; Malvaceae
Exons: 2
Coding region: 1-894 (297 amino acids)
Source: RefSeq, a predicted model, not a curated record